AUUACCCAGUUGAAGAACCUUACCAUAAUCAGAGUCUCACUUUACUAGGCGAACCCUUUUUGUAAUUGUUCCGAGAGAAAUGUUAAAUAGACUCUCUUAAAAGUGGGACUUUCCGUGGACUGUCAGCCACUUCAUGUUUUUGGCAUGAGAAUUAAUUAUAAACUGAGGUGGCAGAGUGUUUAUGGAGAGUCAAGAGUCAGCACUUGGAGAGAGCUUUUCUCUUGUUCCGAAUUCGAACGAAAGAUUUCAACUUUCUUCAUUUUCCUCAGAAACCAAACAAACCAAUAAGAAUUAACACUUCAACAGGCUGGACUUUCUUCAAUAAACAUGAGUAUUCUGUUUUAAAUCCUCUUUUCUUUUUGAUUUUCGGUUGCCCUCACUUUGAUCCUUUGAUUUUAUAGGCAUAAGUGCUAGUUCUACAAUGGCUUACGUUCCACCACACAGGCGGCACUCGAAGGAAUCGGAGAGGCCGUUGCCAACUCCAGAGCUGCUUGCUCCUCAAUUCAAGAAAAACUUAAAUGACAAGCAAUAUAUUAAGUCUAAUGUGGAUUGGAGUGGAAAAAUAGUUUAUGCAGACAAUUCGACUCAUAGAUGGUGCGCCAUCCCUUUGGAUGACGAGAACCAGUUUCCAUCCUUUGUUAAUCUUGAGCCCGUUGCCUUGGAGUCUGCUGAGCAGAUAAUUGGAAAAAAUCGUGUAGCUCUGAUCAAUACUAGUCUAAAUAAUGAAGGCAGUGAGGUGAAAUGGAACUUGCCAAGGAGCCCUUGGGAAUCUAUAACAGAAAAUGUGCUGGAAGACUUGCUUUCGGCAUUUAAAGACAUGAGGAAUGAAAUCAAGUCCGCAAAGUGCAAAGAAGUAUAUCCAACUUUGGUUGCCAGAGUGGGGAAAGUACUCUUUCGCAGGAGCCCUUCAGUUAACAUGGAAUAUAUCAGAAAAAAAUUUGUCUACUGAAACCUUGAAACAAUGGAGGAAAUCAUUUUACACAAACAUCCCUGUUUCAUAUAAGGAAAGGAUUGUAAAGGAAGUUGUCCCGAAAGUUGGGGUUGAUUUCAAGGAGGAGAAAGAUAUAUGGCUGUUGUGCCAUUCAUUUAGUUGAUUGUUUCAUGCGAUUAUCCUUUUUACCUUUAUGUUUUUCUUUUAUCCGCAUCAUAAUACUGGUUGAAGUAGAACAAAAUAAUAAUCUA
This is a messenger RNA of Pyrus x bretschneideri (Chinese white pear), 1182 nucleotides long. RefSeq lists its product as uncharacterized. The coding region runs from base 422 to 949 and encodes 175 amino acids. The transcript is spliced from 3 exons. Lineage: Eukaryota; Viridiplantae; Streptophyta; Magnoliopsida; Rosales; Rosaceae. The record is from RefSeq and is a predicted model, not a curated record.